AUUUUCAGUAGAAAAUGUGCCGCUAUCGACUGAACAUGAUUCAAUCACGUGUGAUUUAAUUUAUUUAAUAUAUUUUUUUAUUUUAUCGCCUAUGCAAGUUACCUGAUUAUAGGGUAUAAUAAGUAUAGUUCAAGUAUAGAAAAAAAUUUGUUAAUUCUUAUUUGCAUUAGACGAACUUUAAUUUAAAUAAUAUAAACAUUUUUUUAAAUUUAUUAUUUUCAAAUUCGCGAAUUUUUUUGAAAAAUGUAUGUGAUACAAAUAUUAAAUAUAGGAAAAUUUUCAUUAAAAAUAUAAUAAAUUUCUCGAGUUUUUAAUGAAAAUCAACUUCAUUAUAUAUAAUUUUUGGAAAGAUGCUGCUAGUCUUCUUUUAGCAGCUCGUCAUCGUGUCAAACCCAAAGAAACUUCAUCGUCAGUUUUUACGUAUGACUAUCAAUUAUUGGCGCUGAAGAGACAUCAAAAUUCAAGUUUUAUGCCCGGUGCUUAUGUAUUUCCUGGUGGUACAACUGAAUCAGCUGACGCUGAUUUAAAGUGGAAUAAACUUUUCGCUGCAUUUGGAUUUGAUCAGAAUAAUUUUAAAUCAUUGAUACCAAAUACAAAUGUCAGGCCACCUAUUUUUAAAAAAAUUUCUAAUGAACUUCCACGUGAAAUUUCUCUACGUAUAACUGCAAUUCGAGAAACAUUCGAGGAAUGUGGAAUUUUACUUUGUAAACGCUCGACAAAAGUUGGAUUUUUAAAAGAUUGGGCCGAAAAUUUAACAGUUACAAACAGAGAACUUGAAGAAUGGCAAAAUAAAGUGCACAAUGAUCCCACAGAAUUUUAUAAAUUAUGUGAGGGUCUUCAAUGUUAUCCUGAUUUAUGGUCUCUACAUGAAUGGAGCAAUUGGUUAACACCAACCAACGUUGGUGGAAAGCGUUUUGAUACUGUUUUUUAUUUGGCUUGUCUACCAGAAAUUCCUGAUGCUAAAUAUGAAGAAACAGAAAUGGAGGAUUUAAUAUGGGCAAAUCCAAAGAAUCUUAUUAAUUCAACAUCGAGUGUUCUUUUAAUGCCACCACAACAAUAUGAAUUAGCGAGAUUAGCAAAAUUUGAAUCAUUAGAUAAUUUAUUAGAAUUUGCUGUCGAUCGUAGCAAAAUGGGCGUACACUUAAACUUUCCGGUCAAGGUAAAAUUAUUGGACGGUACAGUAUUUCUUUUACCCGGAGAUUCAUUGUAUCCAAAGCAUGUGAGUUUUAUAGAAAAAAAUAUUCUCGACAAAUCAACAAUGACAAUUAAUGAAUUACGAAAUGAUUCGACAAUUAAGAAUCGUUUGGAAUUUUAUGAUCUUGAAAUUAAAAAAAUAAUUGUUCACAAUCAUGAAAAUAUUGAUGGGCAUUUAUCACCACUUCCCGUUCAAACUGUUCGUAUUAAGCCAAGUAAAUUAUAAAAUUUGUACAUUGGUUUGAAAAAACCAAAAUAUUUUUUUUUUUUAUAAUGUGAAUAAUAUGUUAAUUAAGUUUCUUAGUUUCUAAAAUUUUGUAAAUAAAUUAUUUUUUACAAAAA
Leptopilina boulardi is the source of this 1536-nucleotide messenger RNA. Its product is annotated as acyl-coenzyme A diphosphatase NUDT19. Gene Ontology annotation, cellular component: mitochondrion. Gene Ontology annotation, molecular function: hydrolase activity, acting on acid anhydrides, in phosphorus-containing anhydrides. Lineage: Eukaryota; Metazoa; Arthropoda; Insecta; Hymenoptera; Figitidae. The coding region runs from base 314 to 1420 and encodes 368 amino acids. The record is from RefSeq and is a predicted model, not a curated record. The transcript is spliced from 6 exons.